UUCAUUCUUCGGGUGAAGUUUUUAUACAACGUUGCAAUUGGAAGUGAAGAGAAAUUGUAAUAUAAUUAUUUUUAUAAUCUCUAUAUAUAUUUUUUUAAUUAAUUAUUGUACUGAAACGAUUAUAAUAAUUAGCGAGUUUUUUUGAGCUUCUUUGGCUGUAAAGAAACCAAUAAAGAAAAAAAAUCUUGGAAGAAGCAAUCAUUAUAGAAAAAAACUUUAUUAACUAUUUUAUUUACUGUUGUUGUUCUUACGUGUGUUAUUAUUGUUGCUGUAAGUUUUCUUACUAUUACCGUUGUUGUUAGUGUUGUUGCAUUGUUUGCCAAAUCGUGUAAUAAUUCAAGCAAACAAUCCAACUAACCAUCCAUCCAUCCAACAACUGCAACACCACCGUUUAUUUACACUACAUUCUUCCCGUCUUGUGCUAUCUAAAGUUAUUUUUGAACUUCCAACGCCAAAGAGACAAGCGGCUGAAAGUUUCUGUGACACAAGGGAAGAGAAGUUUACCAACAAAAACAACAACAAUAAUAAAAACUCUUCAUCAUCACUCACAGACAAAUAAACAAACAAAACAAAGCGGCAGCAAAUAAGCAAAGAAGAGCAUGCCUGCACAAUUACAAGCUACAACAAAAGCAACAAAUACAUAAUAGACAGACUAGAUAAAAAAAAGAAAAAGGGAGCAAACUAGGAACAUUAUUGGCAGCCGGUAUCUGUUAAAAAAAGAAUUGUUAUUAAAAUAUUUCUUAAUCGAAGACUUUUAUAAAAAAGAGAAUUUCCUUAAAAAAAAAGUUUCCCAACUUGUAAAAGUAAAAUAAUUAAUUGCAAAUAUAUUGUUUAUUACACAAUUGUUAAGUAAUUGAUUAUCAGUCCAUCUGUCUGUCCAUACUUUUGAUGAAAUUGUUUGUGUGUAGUUUCCUUUAACGAACAUAUGACUGACUGGCUAAGUGAGUGAGUGAGUGUCAACCAACAAAGCAAUCAACGGACCAGCCCAUACCAGACAUCGAAGAAUAUUAACGAGGUUGUUGCUACUAUUGCAGUUUAUUUCAUUUCUUAACACGUUCAUUCAACUGCUGGCUUAAAUGAAUUUGUUAACCUGGCCAAUAAAUUCACUUUAAAUCAACGUGUUGUAAAUCCCCUACACAAAAGAAAAGAAAGAAACAAUUUUGUUUUAAGUAGAAAUUGUGCAACCAAGUAUUAAAACAUAUAAGAAAUGGAUCGAAGUAUGGACUCUAUUGGCAGCUGUUCUUUAGAUGUUGAUGCCGAAUCUUCAGAUAUAUCAGACACAAGUGGAAGUUUAAAUUUUCCCACACCCAUAUCCAUCAAGGACAUCACACGAGAAUUUACCAAUAAUAUACGAGAACGCUGUUCCGUACAAACAGUUAAGAAUACAACGGCUUAUGUCGAUCCUGUAACAGGUCAAGUUUGUAUAGCAUUGACCACACCACCCACAGCAACAACAACAGUUAAUAAUAAUAUUAGUGGUAGUACAACAAAAACAACUCCUACAGCAGCAACAACAACAGCAUUACUAUCACCACAGACACCCGAAGAUAGUUACGAUAAAAAACCGAGUUAUUUAAAUUUAGCAUGUUGUGUUAACGGUUAUUCAAAUAUUACCACAUACGACUCAAAAAUACGACAAGAUAUAAACAAAUCCCGAGAAGUAUCACCGAUUCGACCAUCGUCGAGUAGUUUGCAAUAUUGCAAGAAAAGCAAUUCACUAGCUCCGCCCGUUUUAUUGGCAAUGCCAAACGUAAAUUUAACAUCGCCCCAGCAACAGCAACCUUCACAUCACCACAUGAUGGCGGGUACUACGAAUGGUGUGUAUGUGACAAGCGCUUCCCUUGGCAGUAAAUAUUCGAUUAUCGAAAACAACAAUCACAGCCAAAAUGGUCUAGAUGCACACAAUACCAGUGAUGAUAGUGGUGGCGGCGGCGCCAAAAGAAGUUUUAUACAGCAACGUGUGGAGAGAUUAUAUGGGCCUGGUGCUCUAGCUCAGGGCUUUUAUAGCCCCAAAAAGAUAAAAGACUCUUCGUCACGUUUAAAUAAAUCGGACAUAACGGAAAAUGGUGGAGGUGCCACCUCCGAAUUGGCUCGUAAAUUUCAAGAAUUAUCACCCAGUAAAGACUACAAUCAAUUUCGCAAGAAAUUGUCCAAUGGCAGACCUCCCAUACCACCAGCCAACAUGGCCGCCAAAGAUGAGCCUGUUAAAUUGGACAAUAACAAUAUAGAUUUACCUUGUCUUAGACAUUUAUCACAAGAAUUUCGUGCACAAUUGCCGGUGGUGUCGCCCAAAAGAAAUUUCACUCGUACAUCCCCUGGUAGGGAUACAAUACAGCCACAAACACACACCACAGCAAUAACAACAAAUGGCAUCAAUAACACCACCACUAACAACACUACGUCCAACACACCUCCUCACCCCACUGUUACACCAACUUCUGGCAAACUAUUUGAAGAAAAACUACAGCAACAACAACAAAAUAGCCUCCAACAAAUAAAAUCAUCAGCAAUAAGUACAUCUUCUCCCAUUACAGGCCAAGAUGAAUUGGAUCACAAGGUCGCUGUUGCAAUGAAAGAUAUUGAUAUUUCAGCUUUAGAGAAACUAGUGCCCGCAAUAGAUGAACCAAAAGUUGUGCUUCCCCUAAUCGAUCCACAUAAAUCUCAAAAUCUUUCCACUACUGAUGCUGACCCAAUCCAGUCGCCAUCAACAACAAAUGGUUCGGGAAAUGUGGCCGUUAAAGAUGCCCAUUUCUUUUUGAAACAAUUAAAAGACGAACAGAAUCGUUUGUUGAUUAUGGCCGCUGAAGUCGAGAAGUAUUUGGAUGCUUUAGCGAGUAAUCCCGAUAUUACAGAAGAUACUUUGGGACUGUUACGUUCAGCUUCUGGUAAAGCGCGUUUAUUAGUAUCACAAAAAAUGAAACAAUUUGAAGGUUUGUGUCACAAUAACUUAAACAGCUCACCAGAAGAUCAAUUUCCCACUACAGUAGAUGAUUUGCAAGGUUUCUGGGAUAUGGUGUAUUUACAGGUCGAUCAUGUUGAUUCAAUAUUUGCAGAUAUUGAAAAUCUUAAGAAAAAUGAUUGGAAGAAACCCUUGGAGGUGAAGCCGCCAGUAAGUGUUUUAAAAACACCCAGAGCUAGCAAAACCCCUAUGAGUAGUAAAACAAAACCCAGUACACCCAUGACAAAUGGUGGUGGCGCAACAGCUACACCAUCGGCUGCGGCUUUAAAACGUGAGGCUCAACGUAAAAAACUACAGGAAAUGAAACGACGCAAUCGUGAAGCUAUGGCUGCGGCCAGUACCAACUCCAGUUCAACACAGGAAGCCACACCCAUCGAAAUUGUGGGCAUGGUUAAGAACAAUAAUGAAACAACUGCAUCUAAUGCCAACGAUAUACUACAAAACAGCUAAUUUUCUUUUGCAAAUUUUCUUCGUUAAAAAACUUUAGCUAAAAAAAACACGAACGAAUUGUUAUAAAAUUUAUAAAACGAAAAUUGGAAAAUGUACUAAAUUAAUACUCUUUAAAAUUAUAAAAAUUUCUAAAACUAACUAAAAAAAGAAACUACUUAAACGACUACUACGACUAAUACUAUUACUAUUAUUAAUACUAAAAUCAACUAUUUAAAAAAUAAUCCAUAAAAUUUCUUUGUCACUUUGUCACUCUCUCACUGUGUAAUUGUGUAUUUCAAAAACUUAUUAUAAAACUACUUGCUAGUCUAACUUUUAAGUAAGUGUAUUACAAAUGUUUUAAACUUUCAAGGGAGUUACAAGAAGAAGCAAAGAAGAAAUUAUUAACAAA
Lucilia cuprina (Australian sheep blowfly) is the source of this 3797-nucleotide messenger RNA. It is a transcript of the gene vlc, whose product is annotated as disks large-associated protein 4. Gene Ontology annotation, biological process: signaling. NCBI's taxonomy places the organism in Eukaryota, Metazoa, Arthropoda, Insecta, Diptera, Calliphoridae. Gene Ontology annotation, molecular function: molecular adaptor activity. The record is from RefSeq and is a predicted model, not a curated record. Gene Ontology annotation, cellular component: glutamatergic synapse; postsynaptic specialization. The transcript is spliced from 8 exons. The coding region runs from base 1208 to 3409 and encodes 733 amino acids.